GGUGCCCAUUAAAAGAGAGGCCCGAAACCAAACCCUAGCUCGGUGUCUCUCUCUCUCCCCACCCACCGCCGACGACGUGACGCGCUUCAACUACCGUUACUUUGCCCCUUCUUUAGAUCGUGAUCUUGCGAGGGAAGGCGAAGAGGAAGAGAAGGAAUCUGAAUCGGCGUCGAAGUAUUUAAAUCUUGAACUCAAUUUAAAGAGCGGGGAAGGGAUCGAAACGAUCGGAUCGGAAUUUGGCCAUGCGUGGGUGUUAGGAAUCGACGAUGAGGGGGUUCUUUGGGGGAGGAGAAUAUGGUUGUGACGCGGCGGCACGCAAGGCCGGAAAGCAAUAACGCGGCGCGGCUGAAGCUGUACAGGGCGGCGGAGGCGGAGAUAGGGUCGCGGGUGUUCCCCCUGCCGGCGCCGCCUCCGGCGCCCAUGCCCUCGGUGGGGGCCCGGCGAUCAACGAGGGUGUACGUCGCCAAGGCAUCUUCCGCAUCCGCGGCCGCCAAUGCCUGCGGCGACGGCGACUCCAGGGUUCUCCGUUCCGGGAAGCGGUCCGCUUCAUGGAAGAACAGGGAUGAGUGGUUGGGGGCCUUUGGCGGCGAUGCGACGGCGGAUCUCCGAUGGUGGCAAGGGGAGGAAGGGGAAAAGCGUGAUCUUGGUGGUCCGACUGUGCGGAACGACGCGGAGGCUUGCGCUGGUGUGGUCGUGACGGAGUCUCCGGAAUUUGAUGUUCCCAAUGACAAUUUGGAUUCUCCGCAAGGGAAGAAGUUUGGGAUAGUUUAUCGGCGUAAGCGGCAGAGGCAACUUCAGAGUAGUGCGGUGGUCUCAUCUUUGUCCGCGGGUGAUGGGACUGCCGAGAUAGACAGAAGAUUUGGGUUGUUUUUCAGUCGGAAAAGUUGCAGGAAGAGGCUAAAGGUUGCGCCUUUAUACGAAGGAAUCAAAUGCGAACCAGCAAACGUUGACAUGGACCCUGUGGAAACCUCGAUGAAGAGAAGAGUUUCGAAAAGAGAGCUUAGGGCUGCGGUAUCUGCACUUAACUUUGCAAAGAAGAUCGGCAUUAUGGAAGAUAGUUUGUGCACUUGCAUCGGUGGUCCUGUGGUGCUCUUGCUGCUUGUGGAGCUCUCGUGCUUGGGCAGUUCACUUUUCUUCUCGAGACUCCUGAUUGCCAUCCUUAGAUGGACGAGGAGGGCCACGGUGUCAGUUCGGGAAUUUGCUUUCUUCCUACUAUCCGGGUCCUUGGCAAGUGUCUUCUCUCAGCAGGGAGUCCACGUAUUACCAAUCCGGUGGCACAGAGAUAAUAAUCUGUUCGCAAAUGCUCUACCUUCUUUCGGGCUAUGCAAGAUUUAUGGUGCGCGACUGUCUGUUCCAUUAGUAUGGCUUGAUUUUUCGGCCCUUCCGUUCUACUUUAGGAGCUUGCACAUCAGCAUGCUUGUUGGGUCCCUUUAUUUCCCUUGUGUUCUUAAGAGGCACUCAAUGUACUCGCAUCCUGAUCCCUCUGCAAUGGUUGAUACUGGACAAACUUUUAGUCAUACUCUCAAGGAGGCAGGUUGUUUGGGAACUAAACUUUCGGGGACCCUUGUUUUUGAGAAGCACAAUUCUAAGAAUGUUGCUUACAAGUCCAUCACACGAAACACAACUAUUUUCUGUGGUUCAAGGCUAAGCAUGCUUCGCAGAAAGAGAAGUUCCUCUAGAUUUUUUAGAAGUCGGAACCCAUCUUUGAUGAGUUCUCAUCCAGAGGCCCCACUAUCAUUACACUCUAGCCAGAGUGGUUCUAGCAGUUCUUCUGAAGCUGAAGCAGGUUUUCUACCGGUACCCAUGAUAAGGCCAUUAUUUAUUGAAGUGCCUGAUGCCUGUGCUGAGGACUCGUUCAGUUGCAAAGAUGAGAGUGAUGUGUCAACUCCUAUCGGUUUUCAUCGGAAGCAGAGGAAGUCUGCCAAGAAGAGCCCUGUAGAGCAGAAUAGGGAACUGAAAUCUGCUUUGGCGGAGGUGAAGCAGAACAUAGACUCUGUACAUUGCAAUGCAAAUGUCUUAGUUACUGAUGCUGACAGGUGUUGGAGAGAGGAAGGUUUUGAGGUCAUGUUGUUGUUGGCCUCUAAGGAAUGGUGUAUAGCAGUUAAAUCACAGGGUGAAGUGAGGUACUUGCAUAGGCCUCUGGAUAUGAGGCCUUGUUUUGUUAAUCGAUUCACUCAUGCCUAUAUGUGGGCUGGAGAUGGUAGGUGGAAGCUUGAGUUUUUGGAUAGGUGGGAUUGGCUUGUGUUCAAGGAACUGCACAUGGAAUGUCAUGAGCGAAAUAUGCAGAUGUCCUCCAGGAUGAUUCCUGUGCCCGUGUUUAAGGAGGUCCCUGGUUAUGAGGAUGAUGCUGGAGCUACUUUUGGGUGCCCUGAUGAGUACAUCAGAAUGAUGGAUGAUGAAGUUCAGCGGGCUUUAUCAAGCAAAAUUGCUAUGUAUGAUAUGGACUCAGGGGAUGAACAGUGGCUCAUUAAAUAUAAUUCUAGCAUUCUACAUAUAGAGACUAGUGAAUUUGUUGAUAUUACAAAAGACAGUUUUGAGAAAAUAAUUUAUGCAAUGGAGAAGGAUGCUUACAGCAAUGUGGAUGAUGUAUUUGACAAGGAAAAAGCAUUAGAUCUUUAUCAGCAUUUCGGAAAGAGGGAGACGUUGAAUGCCAUCUAUGACUAUUGGAUAAGAAAGAGGAAUAAGAGACAUGCUGCUUUAGUUAGAGAGUUUCAGGUAUCUGGUCCACCUUUGCGUAGGGUGCAGUUGGCACAUAAACCAUUUCUGCGCAAAAAAAGAUCUACCAAGAGACAACGAGUACAGACACCAAGAGCAAAGCCGGAGGUCAUUUCACAAGCUGGGACUAACGUGGAAGACUUGCAAAGGGUUCAAGAAGCUGAAAAUGCUGCAAACCGAGCUGUGGAGUUUGCCAUUCAUCUACGGAAUAGAGCUCAAAUUCUCAUGGCAAAUGCUGAGCUCGCAGUUUACAAGUCUGUCAUGGCUCUCAGAAUUGCUGAAUCCAUGGGGGCAUCAGAUGCACCUGAUCUUGCUUCAUUCAUUCUGGACUGAGCGCAAAGGGAUUUCCAAAUGCUUAUAUAGCAAGCACCAUGUCCACUGCGGCAUUGGGAGCUCCUGAUCUUGCUUCAUGCAUCUUGCAUUGGUCACCGGAAGCAGAGAAUGUACAGGAGCUUCUAUCAAUAGAACAAAAAUGAAGAAAAUAACACUGUUGUUCUUUCAAUAGAUUCUUUGUUUUUGGUUUCCUUUUUUUAUGUGCUGCCAGAUGCUUCUGGCUGAUUAAGGAAGGUUGAUAGGGCUGUUUUCUAAGCCAUUUUUGAGGUCGGUUUCCUGAAAUUUAUGCGAAUCGGACCGUAAGCCUCUGUAUAAAAUGAUAGUUGGUUGUAGCUUUUGUAAAUUGUACCAGUAUCACAUUGCAUUUGUAAUCCUUAUCUUUAUGAUGGAUGAGAAGGGACUUCAGACUGUCACUAACA
This is a messenger RNA of Musa acuminata subsp. malaccensis (wild Malaysian banana), 3467 nucleotides long. RefSeq lists its product as uncharacterized. Gene Ontology annotation, biological process: regulation of transcription by RNA polymerase II. The record is from RefSeq and is a predicted model, not a curated record. Gene Ontology annotation, cellular component: piccolo histone acetyltransferase complex; NuA4 histone acetyltransferase complex. NCBI's taxonomy places the organism in Eukaryota, Viridiplantae, Streptophyta, Magnoliopsida, Zingiberales, Musaceae.